Cyanidioschyzon merolae strain 10D is the source of this 1650-nucleotide messenger RNA. RefSeq lists its product with no specific name. The transcript has a single exon. The coding region runs from base 1 to 1650 and encodes 549 amino acids. Lineage: Eukaryota; Rhodophyta; Bangiophyceae; Cyanidiales; Cyanidiaceae. Gene Ontology annotation, biological process: ribosomal large subunit biogenesis. Gene Ontology annotation, cellular component: preribosome, large subunit precursor. The record is from RefSeq and is a predicted model, not a curated record.
AUGCAACUUGACAAUGGUUCGAUUGCGACGUCGCUGGUGCACGUUGCGACACCAGCAGCAGAGCACGUGUACUGCGUAGCCUGCCAGUGGUCUCCGGCGGACGGGGUCGCUGCUUCAGACGCCAACAACGGCCACUCUGCUCCCAGUAAAGCGCUUUCGCCCGAGGCACUGCUCGAAAAGAGACGGCAGCACUACCGCUCUGACUGGCACCGCGUCAACCUGAAGCGUCGCACCGCUCAACUACCACCUCUAUCGGAGGCUGAGUUCACGGAACGGUGCAGGAACUGGGAAAGCGGCGGUGAAACCGUUCAGAUGGAUUUCGGCGGACUCGAGGACGAGAACACCUCAAGCAGCGAGGAACCCUGGAGCAGCUACAGCGUGAAAGUACCUGUGGGAUCUGCGCUACCUGAGGACGCCCUGUUCUCCGCCGCUCGAUUUGCGAGGUCGUCAGCCGUGAACGGCGAGCGUCAACCCAGCAGCCGCCGUGUGGCAUGCAUCUGGUGUCUGAAAGAGUUUUCCAGUGAGAAAGCCCUGCAACAACACGAGCGUACCGCGAGGCAUCGAGAGAAGCUGCGAGAACUUGGCAUCCCAGAAUCUGAUGAGCAGCACCAGCACCAGAAGCAGCAGCAGCAGCAGCAGCAGCUCAUCUCCGGUGCAUCAAAGGAAACGAGUCUCGAAACUGCAGACCUGGACGCUUGGCUCGCUGAGCGCAUGCAAGAAGCGCGUCCCCUUGAUAUCCACGAAUGUCUUUUCUGUAACCACAAGGUUGCCGUUGACGAGAAUGUUUCAGAACAGGAGCGCAGCGGCGCUCUCCUUGCAAAUCUCCGCCACAUGGCCAAAGAGCACUCAUUCUUUGUGCCCUAUAUAGAGUACUGCUAUGAUCUUGCCGGACUCGUACGAUACCUGGGAGUCAAGGUCGGUCUUGGCUACUGUUGCGUGUUCGGGGGAAGGGUCGUGCCGCUCUCGCAAGACACUACGGACUCCGCGGAGCAGCUGUUCGAGCGUCGUGCGGAGGUAUUCAGCAGCUUACAGGCCUGUCGAAAUCAUAUGCGAGAUGCUGGGCACUGCCGGUUGCCCGAUUUUGAUCAGGAGGAGGUUUGGGAUGAGUAUCAGGAAUUCUACAGUUUUACCCCAGUACGAGCAGACGCGCUGCUGUCGUCUGCCGCGGAUGCGAGCGAAGCGCUUUCUCCAGGCACGCCACAUGAGGCUGCGGGUGAGGCUGAGUCUGUCGCUCUUGCGCCAUGGGAAAAGUGGGUCUCGGUCGCCGAGGCACCGAGAUCUACGCACCCACCAGAUGAAGAAGUUGUUGGCCUUCAACUAGGUGCGAGUGGACGAACUAUUGCACACCGGUCUCUCUGGCGAUACUAUCGCCAGCGUGUGCAUGAUCAUCACCGCACGCAGCUACCUGUCUGCAUUGCUCGACAAGAGCGCCAGCAGAUGGUGCUGGCUUAUCAGGAGCUCGCCCACACGGCUGCAAUCGGCUUCACUGGACCCGCAGCGUCGCAGCCGUAUCCCAGUAUUCCACCACGUCGAGUGCUUGAGCGCUGGCGACGCGACCAGCUCGCACUGGCUGAACGGAACGCAGCGACGCGCCGCGGCCGGGCAGCACGUUCAUCCAUAGCGGUGCUGAACUCUGGCUAUCGUGGCUAG